AUGACGGAUCACAAGAACCCAGAACCCGGCGCUCUACACGUGGAGAGUUCCACUGCACAUGAAAUGGUUGACAAUGAUCUCAUGAAACCAAGCAUUACACAUCCUCCAAGAAUAAUCAUCACAGAAGCCGAGUCCAGGCGAAUCUGUCGGAAGACCGACAGGACUAUCCUCGUCGUUCUCAUCUGGGUUUAUUUCUUGCAAAUCCUGGACAAGACUGUCCUGGGUUAUGGAGCCACAUUCGGUUUGAAGACGGAUACCGGACUCACUGGCAACCAAUACUCGCUCAUCGGUUCGAUUUCUUCAAUUGCGCAGUUAGCAUGGCAGCCAUUCUCAUCAUAUCUUAUUGUUCGUGUUCCGCACCGAAUCCUGAUGCCCAUACUCGUUCUGGGCUGGGGCAUUGCGCAGACAUGCAUGGCAGCGUGCACAAACUUUAGCGGUUUAAUGGCUACUCGCUUCUUCCUGGGUCUGUUUGAAGCCGGAUGUCUUCCGCUGUUUAGUAUGAUUACUGCCCAGUGGUACAGGAGAGCGGAACAACCUGUCAGAGUGGCUGCGUGGUAUGGAACGAAUGGACUGGCAAAUAUCUUCGCAGCUGGACUGAGUGUCGGUCUUUCCCAUAUCCACUCCGACAUUCUAAAGUCAUGGCAAAUCAUCUUUUUAUUUGUCGGACUCUUAACCGUCGCUUCAGUGCCACUAAUCUAUAUUCUCCUGGACAACGACAUCCCAUCCGCUCGAUUCCUAGACGAGGAAGAAAAAGUCAUAGCCAUCGAGCGCCUACGUGCCAACCAAACCGGCGCUGGCACUCGCGAGUUCAAAUGGGAUCACGUAUUGGAAGCAGUCCUCGAGCCGAAAACCUGGCUAUUUGUAGCCAUGAGCAUGAUGCUCAAUGUUGGCGCCAGCGUCACAAACGUCUUCGGACCUACCAUUCUCUCCGGCUUCGGUUUCAACGCCGAGAAGAGCAGCUUGAUGAGCAUGCCGUUUGGUGCAUUGCAGUGCAUUGUCAUCCUGCUUAGCUGUUGGCUUGCGCAGAAAGCGCAUCUCAAGGGUGCGGUGUUGGUAGGAUUGAUGCUUCCUGUUGUUGCAGGGUUAGCUAUGCUUUAUGUGAUCCCUCACUCGGGAAACCAAGGUCCACUGUUGGUAGGAUACUACCUUUUGGCAUUCUUGUACGGAGGUAACCCGCUUGUAAUCUCAUGGAUUGUUGGUAACACUGGUGGAACAACCAAGCGAUCUUUCAUCUCAAGCGCAUACAAUGCUGCUAGCAGCGCCGGGAACAUUGUCGGCCCUCUGCUCUUCAACUCAAAAGAUGCACCAGCCUAUCACCCUGGUGUUCGGGGCUGUCUUGCUAUAUUUUCAUCGCUGGUUGCAGUUAUCAUCAUCCAAUGGGCUAAUCUCUUAUUCCUCAAUAAGUUGCAGGAGAGAAAGCGUGUUCAGAACGGCAAGCCGGCCAAAUUGGUGGACCACUCUAUGCAGCAACAUUAUCAUGACAUUGAGGAGAACAACGAGUCCACUGAAAACGACGACAUUGGCGACAAUGCGUUUGCGGAUUUGACGGACCGGAAGAAUGAUGAGUUUGUCUACAUCUAUUGA
This is a messenger RNA of Talaromyces marneffei, 1584 nucleotides long. RefSeq lists its product as uncharacterized. Gene Ontology annotation, biological process: transmembrane transport. Bases 1 to 1584 code for a protein of 527 amino acids. Lineage: Eukaryota; Fungi; Ascomycota; Eurotiomycetes; Eurotiales; Trichocomaceae. Gene Ontology annotation, molecular function: transmembrane transporter activity. The transcript has 2 exons. Gene Ontology annotation, cellular component: membrane. The record is from RefSeq and is a predicted model, not a curated record.